Molecule: messenger RNA, 999 nt
Organism: Pseudonaja textilis
Lineage: Eukaryota; Metazoa; Chordata; Lepidosauria; Squamata; Elapidae
Source: RefSeq, a predicted model, not a curated record
ACAUGUCUUUCUAUUCCCAGAUGAUGGUGAAUCUUUGCCCAUGUGUGGUUUCUCCCCGGGAGAAGAAGCAGUAAAUGACUAUGAAAAGUAUCCCUGGUUUGCAAGGAUCGUCAUCAAUGAACUGCAGCAAGAAAUCUGCAAGGGAGUCAUUGUCUCUGACCAGGACAUCUUGACAGCAGCCCACUGCUUGGCUGGGGUUAAUGGGAUUGAAGAUAUCAGCGUCAUCCUUGGAACCACCAAUUUUGCAGUAGCUGAAAUCCGACUCCACCCAGAAUACAAUAGUCAGAAAGUAAAAAAUAAGCGCACCCCGGAGUUCUACGAUUAUGAUGUUGCUCUGAUCAAACUCAAAGAAAAGCAGCUUCCAUCUUUUGCAAGACCAGUCUGUUUACCGUGCACAAGAGAAACCACUCGGAUUCUGAGAAAGCCACAUCCACAGACCACAUGCAAGGAUCACGAGGAAGAACUCCUGUAUGAUGGAAAUAUUCGUUCUCUUUUCAUCGCCCCCUGUGAAUACAGCAGUGGCCAGAAAUCUGGAUUGCUCCAGAGAAAUGUGUGGAUCAAGAACGGAGAAAAGAAAAUGGCCUGCAACCUGGAUGCUGAGAAAGCAAAACGCUACGAGAAGGUUGCGAAUAUCUCAGAGAUGGUGAGCGAACACUUCCUUUGCACAGGAGGCACGGACCCACGAGUGGACCCCAACGUUUGUUCAAAUGAUUCCGGUGGGCCUCUCCUCAUUCAGAGAAGGUUGCGUUACAUUCAGCUGGGUGUGAUCAGCUGGAGCGUGGUUGACACUUGCAAAUUCGACAGCUCAUUAUUGUGCGACUCGGAGCCCGUAAAGAAGAAGUCCCCCCCGCAUGCCAGAGAUUUCCACAUCAACAUCUUCAAAAUUCUACCUUGGCUCAAGGAGCAAUUGGGGACAGAGGUGGAAUUCUUGUAAAUUUGCUUUUCUCUUUGCUUUGUUUUAAUAAAUGGAUCAAGCAUUUCCCCAUCCUUAAAACGGAA